CAUUUGGGGGAUAUCUGUACCGUCCUGACAUUUGGGGGAUAUCUGUACUGUUCUGACAUUUGGGGGGAUAUCUGUACUGUCCUGACAUUUGGGGGAUAUCUGUACUGUCCUGACAUUUGGGGGAUAUCUGCACUGUUCUGACAUUUGGGGG
Messenger RNA from Staurois parvus, 151 nucleotides. Lineage: Eukaryota; Metazoa; Chordata; Amphibia; Anura; Ranidae. The record is from the annotation of a GenBank genome assembly.